GACUCUUGGGAGCGCGCCGCAGCUAUGGCCGCCGUGUGACACUCGGAGCCCGCGGAGCGGUGCUUUGUCGGCCUAGGCGGGCUGCAGCGGGCCCCGGGCGCUCCUCCGGCCCCGGCGCGGGAGAGGAUCGCGGCUGCGGGGCGGCGGGGCGGCGUGCGGCGUCUAAAAGAUGACGACCGCAGCAAGGCCAACAUUUGAACCCGCCAGGGGUGGGAGAGGGAAAGGAGAAGGGGAUCUGAGCCAACUCUCGAAGCAAUAUUCAAGUAGAGACCUACCUUCUCAUACAAAGAUAAAAUACAGACAAGCUACCCAGGAUGCCCCUGAAGAGGUUCGGAACCGCGACUUCCGGAGAGAGCUGGAGGAGAGAGAACGUGCUGCAGCCAGAGAGAAGAAUAGAGACCGUCCAGCUCGAGAGCAUACAACCUCUUCUUCAGUGUCAAAGAAGCCCCGGCUCGAUCAGAUUCCCGCUGCCAACCUUGAUGCGGAUGACCCGCUCACAGAUGAGGAAGAUGAAGACGAGGACUUUGAAGAGGAGAGUGAUGAUGACGACACUGCUGCUCUGCUUGCAGAGCUGGAGAAGAUCAAAAAAGAAAGAGCUGAAGAACAGGCCAGGAAGGAGCAAGAACAGAAAGCUGAAGAAGAAAGGAUCCGCAUGGAGAAUAUUCUGAGCGGAAACCCUCUCCUCAACCUCACUGGCCCCUCGCAGCCUCAGGCCAGCUUCAAGGUCAAAAGGAGAUGGGACGACGAUGUUGUUUUCAAGAACUGUGCAAAGGGAGUAGAUGACCAGAAGAAAGACAAGAGAUUCGUGAAUGAUACACUGCGGUCUGAAUUUCACAAAAAAUUCAUGGAGAAAUACAUUAAAUAGUGCAGUUUUAUGUGCUUUGUGAAAGUCUGUAACAUGUAAAUCGCUUGUCCUGUCCAGACUGUAUAGACCAGCGUUUUUCAACCACUGUGCCCGGCACACUAGUGAGCCGUGAUGUAUUAUCUGGUGUGUCGUGGGAAAAAUUCCAAUUUCUUCGUAACAUGCGGCUUCGGCUCACAAUUAGACCAAUCAGGGCUAAACAGGCCCAAGUUUCGCACUGAGUAAGUAAACAGAAAUAUUAUCAAUUAUAAAAAUACUUUAUUAUCUCAUAAUAAAGUAAUUAUAAAAUAAUUUCUUUGUUUUUAUUUGAUUCCUAUUCAAGAGAAUUAUUUUAUAUAUAGUCAAUAUAGGCACAGAGUUAAAUUUUUUUAACUUUUAAGUUUUAUUUUAUUUUAUUUUGAG
Suncus etruscus (white-toothed pygmy shrew) is the source of this 1264-nucleotide messenger RNA. It is a transcript of the gene CWC15, whose product is annotated as CWC15 spliceosome associated protein homolog. Gene Ontology annotation, biological process: mRNA cis splicing, via spliceosome. Gene Ontology annotation, molecular function: RNA binding. Bases 170 to 865 code for a protein of 231 amino acids. Lineage: Eukaryota; Metazoa; Chordata; Mammalia; Eulipotyphla; Soricidae. The transcript has 7 exons. The record is from RefSeq and is a predicted model, not a curated record. Gene Ontology annotation, cellular component: catalytic step 2 spliceosome.